Messenger RNA from Nilaparvata lugens (brown planthopper), 1993 nucleotides. RefSeq names its product eukaryotic translation initiation factor 4E type 3-like. The transcript has 6 exons. Gene Ontology annotation, molecular function: RNA 7-methylguanosine cap binding; translation initiation factor activity. The coding region runs from base 225 to 854 and encodes 209 amino acids. Gene Ontology annotation, biological process: translational initiation. The record is from RefSeq and is a predicted model, not a curated record. NCBI's taxonomy places the organism in Eukaryota, Metazoa, Arthropoda, Insecta, Hemiptera, Delphacidae. Gene Ontology annotation, cellular component: eukaryotic translation initiation factor 4F complex.
UAGAGCAGCAGCUGCAUCGAAAGCAACAGCUGAUUGGCUCAUUGGCUGACAUUUUGUCAAGUCAAGUGUCAUGUCAAGCUGAGUGGAAUGGUGCAGUAGAAAACAAGAAAAAUUAUAUAAUAGCCUAAUAUUAUAUUUAUGUACUACUUUGACUAUAUUCUGUGUAAAAAAGAGCAGUCAUAAUUAGUAAUGUCAAAAAGUGUUGCUAGUUAUUAAAAUUAUUUAUGAUGGCAUCUUCCGAUUCUGAAACCUUUGUAAACGAUGACCUACUGUCAAAAUCUCCACAAGUGUUUACUCUGCAAGAAAUUGAUAACUUGAAGAACAAAGAUAAGGAAGAAGUUCCUCUGCAACACCCCUGGACGUUUUGGUAUGACAAGACUAUACCUGGUGCUACUGCCUCUGAAUUUGCUGCGUCGCUUAAGAAAAUCUAUACUGUGAGCACUGUCCAAGGAUUCUGGGCAGUCUAUAAUAAUAUUCCCAAAGUUCAUGAAAUAAGGCCUCGAUACAGUUACCAUUUGAUGAGAGAUGAGAGACGACCUUUGUGGGAAGACAAAGCGAAUAGUCAGGGCGGAACUUGGCGUUUCAAAUGCAUGAAAGAAGAUUCGCUAAGAAUUUGGCAAGAGCUGAUUCUAGCAGUUAUUGGUGAACAGUUUGUGGAGUCAAUGGCGGAAGGUGAUUGUGUCUGCGGUCUGAGCAUCACCACACGCGAACGUGAUGACUUGAUUCAAAUUUGGAACAGCCGAUCAGAUUUGGCCGAAAAAUCAUUAGUUCUGGACAAAAUUCGUGUCUUGCUUCCAGGCGUUCGAUUCAUCACAUGCUUCUACAAAGCGAAUCCGGGUCAUCAUGCUUUCUAAGACGGAAACCGAUCUGGACGAUGAAAGGUCUACCAUUUUACAACAAAUUUUAUUAUUUUUCUACAAAAUAUUGUUGAUCGAUGAUAUUCAGAUUAUUAUUAUUAUUUUCUAGGUUACCAUAUAAUAUACACUUCCAUUUUAUUUAGAACGGAUUUUAUAUACAACCAAUUUUGCUCAAUUUUAAAUUAAUAAUUAUUCAAACAUGAAUUCUGUAUUUUUACAGAUGAAAAUCCCAAUCUUGUUUUCAAUAAUUGAUUUGAAUUUCAACAUGUUUUUAGAAUUUGACAAUUUUUUUAAUUCCUCGGUACUACAGCAAUGAUAAUAAUUAUAUCUGUGUGAACCCCAUGGCAAUGUUUACUUGUACGUGAGCUUAGUCCCAUAAUAUACUAUAUUAUAAUUAUGAUGUUGAUGUUAGUAAUAGGGAAUGCAUUUACAUGUUGUGAGUGUGUUAGGGUUGAUUAUUGGAAUAGAUGUUAUCAUGGGUUAAAUUGGGUUUGAUUAAACCUACUUUCUUUGGAUUUGUAUUCAUCUGGAUUGGUGAUAUUCUAAAAAGGGUAAUUCAGCUGUGAUAUAAUACAACCUCCAAUAGAAGAGAGCACUAGAGUCUAAAAGAAGAGAUAAAUGAGCGUUGGAGCAUAAUUCAUUCUCUGUAAAUAUGAUGAUCUAUCUAUUAACUUCGUGAAUGUAUCAUUGUAGCAUAAUCCUGUCUUCAAUAACCUCCUAAGUCAUUCAAAGCUUGACUCUGAACAAAGUCUACCUUUUAACCUGAAAUAUUUGUGAAAUAAACUCUUGUCAAUGAAAAUGACUGAUCAUAACUAGAAUAAUAAGUGCAAAAAUGAUAUUGAUGGAUUUAAUCCAUUCACUCAAUAGAGUUGGCCUAUAUUAUGCAUAUUGAGUGUAGAAAGUUUAUCUAUCCAAGAUGUUCCACUUCUUCCAAAUAAUACACAUUAUAACGAUUCAUAAAUUUACCAUACAAAGAUUAUAGAACAUCACUACUUAUUUUAUCAAUGUGUUUCUUUUAUAUUUCAAGUCUCAAGUCAUUACUAUCCAGAGACUAAUGGAAUUGGUGCUAGAGAUAUGAUUGUUUGUCUGUAACAUGAAACUUAUCAAUGUAAAUUUAUUAAAUUUUUCAAUGUCAA